CAGACAUGCGCGCACAUCUGUUGUGUCUCGCGCUGCUAGGCGUGGGGAUUACGUACACCCCCGGGGCAACUGGACAGAACGCCUCGGAACUUGCACGUGCAGAAGCGUUUUUGGAGAAUCAAAACGCUGAGAGUGAACAGGUGUACUACAUCGGGGAGGAGACAGCAUGGACGUACUACACCAACAUCACCGAAGACAACCGAAAAGCGAUGGUGGAUGCCAACCUUGAAGAGGCCGCGUUUACCAAAGAGUCAGCUAAGAAUGCUUCCAUGUUUGAAUGGUGGAACUACCAGAACGCCACACUGCAGAGAUGGUUUGCUACCAUCGCAGAUAUCGGCAUCGCUGCCAUGCCAGACAAGGUCAAACUAAAGCGGCUGAACAACGUUCUUUCGGAGAUGGAGGAGAUCUACAGCACGGGUAAGGUGUGCGUCAAGGAUGACCAGUGUCUGGAGCUGGAACCAGGUCUUACUCGUUUGAUGGCGACGUCACGUGACUACUGGGAGCUGACGAAAACCUGGCGAGGCUGGAGGGAACAGACUGGCAACAAGAUGAAGGAUCUGUACGCAGAGUUUGUUGUCCUUAGCAACGAGGCCAUCAGAGCCAAUGGAUACAACGACACUGGAGCCUACUGGAGGUCGUGGUACGAGAGCGACACUUUCGCCUAUGACGUGGAGCAGCUGUUCCUGCAGCUGGAGCCGCUGUACAUACAGCUGCACGCCUACACCAGGAGGAAGCUGAAGAAGGUGUACGGGGAACAGAUCUUCCCCAAGGAAGGGCACAUUCCAGCCCAUCUUCUGGGCAACAUGUGGGCUCAGUCAUGGGGCAACCUGCUCGACAUUCUCCAGCCCUUCAAGGACAAGGAGAGCGUUGACGUCACUCCACAGAUGAAGGCACAGGGCUACACUCCACGCAGGAUGUUUGAAACAGCAGAGGAGUUCUUUACGUCUCUCGGUAUGGAGCCAAUGACACAACUCUUCUGGGAGAAGUCAAUGAUAGAGAAACCCAAAGAUGGCCGUUCGGUCGACUGCUACCCGUCUGCUUGGGACUUCACCAACGGCAGUGAUUUCCGGAUACAACUGUGUACAGACAUUACCAUGGAGGACUUGAUGACCAUCCACUACCAGAUGGGGCACAUCCAGUACUACCAAGGGUACAUGCACCAGCCUGUAGCCUUCAGGGAUGGAGCUAAUCCCGGGUUCCAUGAAGCUGUUGGAAACGCCGUAACUCUGUCGGUCACUACCCCCAAACACCUGCAGAAGAUCGGGCUGUUGACAAACGUAGAGGAUGACGCAGAGAGCGACAUCAACUACAUGUUAAGCAUGGCUCUAGACAAGAUCGCCUUCCUGCCGUUUGGCUAUCUCAUGGAUCAAUGGCGUUGGAGUGUCUUCAGUGGUGAGACGCCACAGAGCAUGUACAACACCAAGUGGUGGUCCCUCAGAUGCCGAUACCAGGGUAUUUCUCCGCCGGUACAAAGAUCCGAAGAUGACUUUGAUCCUGGUGCUAAGUACCAUAUUCCGGCCAACACACCCUACAUCAGAUACUUCGUAGGUUUCGUCCUCCAGUUCCAGUUCCACAAGGCGCUGUGCACGGCGGCCAAUCAAACAGGGCCGCUGCACAAGUGCGACAUCUACCAGUCCAAGGAAGCUGGCGCUCUCCUCAGUCGUGUUUUGGAGCUCGGUAAAUCGCGACCGUGGCCGGAAGCUAUGCAAAUACUUACUGGACAAAACAAGAUGGAUGCCAGACCCCUCAUGGAGUACUUUCAGCCACUCACCGAUUGGUUGAAGGACCAGAACAGAGGUCACAAGAUAGGUUGGGAGCACAUGUGCCCGGAUUCCAUACCGAUAGUUAACUCUGCAACCUCAGUCAGAGUCACGUACGGUAUUUUCUUGGUUACCAUAGUAACUGCUGUCCUGAGACACCAGUGUAUACGCACCUACCUGCCUCUAUCUAUACCCGCCCAGUUUACCUGCAGCUUCACACUUGGGAACAUGAGCCCACAGCUCUGUCUCGCGCUGUUUAGCGCCAUCUCGGUGUUGCUGGUCAAUGGUCAACUGAUCACUGACCUGGACCAGGCAAGGCAGUUCUUGGACGAACAGGAUGCUGCGAGUGCACACAUGUAUUACUGGUCCACGGUCAAAUCAUGGGGUUACUACACGAACAUCACUGACGAGAACAGAAACGCAAUGGUGGCUGCCGAUCUGAAGGUGGCAGAGUUCACAAAGGAGUCGGGAAGGAACGCUUCGUUGUUCGCCUGGAAGAACUUUCAGGAUGAAACUAUGCGGAGACGAUUUGCAAUAGUGGCGGAUAUAGGUACUGCUGCUAUGCCUGACGAGACGAAGCUGAAACGGCUGAAGGAUGUGCUGACGGAGAUGGAGGAGAUCUACAGCACGGGCAAGGUGUGCGUCAAGGAUGACGAGUGUUUGGACCUUGAACCGGGCCUAACGCGUCUUCUGUCGUCAUCCCGCAACUACGGGGAGUUAACCAAGGUUUGGAAAGGAUGGCGAGAUCAGACAGGGAAGAAGAUGAAGGACCUGUACGCCGAAUUCGUUUCCCUUAGCAACGAGGCCAUCAGGGCAAAUGGCUAUGCUGACACGGGUGCCUGGUGGAGAUCGUGGUAUGAGACCGAUACCUUCACGCAGGACCUGGAGCAGCUGUUCCUGCAGCUGGAGCCGCUGUACAUACAGCUGCACGCCUACACCAGGAGGAAGCUGAUGGAGGUUUAUGGGGAGAGCGUCUUUCCCAAGGGGGGACAUAUUCCAGCGCACCUGCUUGGCAACAUGUGGGCGCAGACUUGGGGCCAUCUACUCGGUAUUCUGCAACCUUACAAAGACAAGCAGAGCGUGGACGUCACCCCUCAGAUGAAGGCGCAGGGUUACACUCCACGCAGGAUGUUUGAAACAGCAGAGGAGUUCUUUACGUCUCUCGGUAUGGAGCCAAUGACACAACUAUUCUGGGAGAAGUCAAUGAUAGAGAAACCCAAAGAUGGCCGUUCGGUCGUCUGCCACGCGUCUGCUUGGGACUUUACCAACGGCAGUGAUUUCCGAAUAAAACAGUGUACAGACAUUACCAUGGAGGACCUGAUCACCGUCCACCACGAGAUGGGGCACAUCCAGUACUACCAACAGUACAUGCACCAGCCCGUAGCCUUCAGGUCUGGAGCUAAUCCCGGGUUCCACGAGGCUGUAGGAGACGUCCUAGCUCUGUGCAGCUACCCCAAACACCUGCAGCAGAUCGGGCUGUUGACAAACGUAGAGGAUGACGCAGAGAGCGACAUCAACUACAUGUUAAGCAUGGCUCUAGACAAGAUCGCCUUUCUGCCGUUUGGCUACCUCAUGGAUCAAUGGCGUUGGAGUGUCUUCAGUGGUGAGACGCCACAGAGCAUGUACAACACCAAGUGGUGGUCCCUCAGAUGCCGAUACCAGGGUAUUUCUCCGCCGGUACAAAGAUCCGAAGAUGACUUUGACCCAGGUGCAAAAUACCACAUUCCUGCUAAUGUACCAUAUAUCAGGUACUUUGUGAGUUUCGUCAUCCAGUUCCAGUUCCACAAGGCGCUGUGCCAGGCAGCCAAUCAAACAGGGCCGCUACAUAGAUGUGACAUCUACCAGUCGAGGGAAGCUGGCGCUCUCCUCAGUCGUGUUUUGGAGCUCGGUCAAUCGCGACCGUGGCCGGAAGCUAUGCAAAUACUUACUGGACAAAACAAGAUGGAUGCCAGACCCCUCAUGGAGUACUUUCAGCCACUCACUGAUUGGUUGACGGAACAGAACAGAGGUCACAUGAUAGGUUGGGAGCACAUGUGCCCGGAUUCCAUACCGAUAUUUAGCUCUGCAACCUCAGUCAGAGUCACGUACGGUAUUUUCUUGGUUACCAUAGUAACUGCUGUCCUGAGGUACCAGUGAAGGUAUUGCUAGUAUCACACAGAUGGCAUUGCUGCCAUCACAAGAAUACAACUAUCAUGCUUAAUUUUGUGGGAUAAGAUCGUUGAAGAAUUCUGUCCAUUUGUCUAUGAAUUUUCAGGUAA
Messenger RNA from Haliotis rubra (blacklip abalone), 4018 nucleotides. Its product is annotated as angiotensin-converting enzyme-like. The record is from RefSeq and is a predicted model, not a curated record. Gene Ontology annotation, cellular component: plasma membrane. Gene Ontology annotation, molecular function: metallopeptidase activity; peptidyl-dipeptidase activity. Lineage: Eukaryota; Metazoa; Mollusca; Gastropoda; Lepetellida; Haliotidae. Gene Ontology annotation, biological process: proteolysis.